AUGCCGCUAGACACAAUAUACCUGACUCGCCAUGGGCUUCGUCUCAACUGGACGAUUGACCCCCACACUGGCACCUACAAAGCACAGUUUCCAACACCGACAGGAAACCCCGCUGAUCCAGCAUUGACCUCGCAUGGUGUCCGACAAUCAGAAGAGCUAGCAGCGCACAUUAUCGCCCCGGAAUUCCACCCCAAGCCAUUCAGGGUUUACUCGAGUCCAUUUUACCGAUGCCUGCAGACCAUCCAACCCUCCGUCGAGCAGCUGAAGCAGAAGCACAAGGAAAUUCAAUCUCAUGAUGGAGAACCCGCAAUCCCAUCGCGUGGCCAAAUUGAAGAAAGCGCAGAUUUGGACGUGCGACUUGAAAAUGGGCUGGCAGAAUGGUUCGGCCCGACAACCUUCUUCGAUCACCCAUCGCACCCCGACCCAAGUGUUAUGCGUACCCAUUUUCCAACAAUGCUCCACGAAACCCCGGAGAAUAAGUACUCACCUAUAAUCCACCCAUCGACAAGAGGCGAAACAAUCGCCCAAUUGCACAACCGUGUCGCCGCAGCCCUGGAGGGUAUAAUCGCCGACGUGGAUGCCGAGAUUACGGCCGUGGAAGCGAGCCAAUCUCCCGAGCAAAGAACAAGCAAGGCCAUUCUGAUCUGCGGGCAUGCAGCUCCGCUUAUUGCCAUGGGCCGGGCUUUGACCGGAAAUAUGCCGGAGGAUAGUUCCGUCGAGGACUUCUUUGUUUUCACAGCUGGGAUGAGUACGUUCCGCCGAAGAGGCGCAUCUACCGGCCGGAAUGUGAGGGUUGAAGAAGGGGUGUUGGCUGAGGGGACGAAGUUGUAUCGUUCGAAGGGUGUGCCGGAGUGGGAGAAUGGAAAGGGUGUUGGAGGUGGAUGGGACUGUGCGUUGAAUGGAGACUGCAGUUUCUUGAGUGGAGGCGCAGAGAGAGGAUGGCACUUCAAUGGAGAGGAGGGAUUUGAUACGAACUCCAUGACACCUGCAGACCCACCCGUUGGCGCGACAAAGCUAUGA
Penicillium manginii is the source of this 1020-nucleotide messenger RNA. RefSeq lists its product as uncharacterized. The record is from RefSeq and is a predicted model, not a curated record. Lineage: Eukaryota; Fungi; Ascomycota; Eurotiomycetes; Eurotiales; Aspergillaceae. The coding region runs from base 1 to 1020 and encodes 339 amino acids. The transcript is spliced from 4 exons.